AUGUCUGCUCGGAAGUGCGCGGCCCUCUCCCCCGCCUCCGCCUCCAGCCAAGGGAACGACGCCCCUCUGCCCCGAGCCCCCCUGGCCUCGCUGCCGAGAGCCGCCGCCGCCCUCCGCGCUCCGGGGCCGCUCUGUGCCGGAGGCCUUUGCUCGCCAAGGGACGGGCAGGGCGGAGGCAACCGGAAGGCCGGCCGGGGCGAGCCAGCGUCGUACGGCCUGCUGUACAAGGUGGCGGUGCCGCCGGUGGUGAGCGUCAGCCCCCUGCCGCCGGCCUUCAGCGUGGCCUCGCCGCUCCUGCCGCACCCGGGCCUCCCCUACUCGCCCGUCCACUACGCCCAGCUGCCCCCGGCCCCGCUGCACUUCGUGGGCUCGCCCUACUCGCUGCCCUACGCCCUGCCCCCCGGCUUCUUGCCCGGUCCCCUCCUGCCCGCCUCCCGCCUCCCCCAUUUUGUGCCAUAUGCCCCUCUCCUGCUGGAGGAGGCCGGCCCGCCCGCGCACGGCUUUGGCAAGGCCCCUGCCGGCCCCCUUUCCCUGCAGCCCCACGGCGGGGGCGGGGGGACUCAGCCGCUGGAUGUGGGGCAGAGCAGGUUUCCAGUCCAGUAUCAGCUGUCCCAUCUGCCAGCAGGCUACUCGGCAUUUGAGGUUCCGCUUGCUGAUCAGAGCUCGGAGCUCCCACUGCAGGACUCCAAACUCAUCACGGCUAAUGGCGUGGGGAGGCCUGCUGCUGCCGCCGCCGCUGCGGGGACCAAACUGAGUGAGGUGCUGGACAUGGGCAGUGGCAGUGCCGAAGGACAGUUGCCACGGACGACUGCAGAGUCCCCCGCCGACAGUCACUUCUUCACAAGCUGUCAGUCGCUGAGAACAGAAGUUUCGAUGGCGUCUCAGCGGAGUACCCCAGAGACAGACUUGGAAGUGCAGAGGGUGGUGGGUGUGUUUGCUUCUCAGGAUUACCCUGCUUGCUCAGGUCAGCAGAUGGAGGGCUUGAGCCCUCUAAACCUCUCCCAUCGCGAUCUCCUUGAGCAGGGGGAGGAACCGGGGAGGAAUCCCGGCCAAGCUGCAGCCGAGAAAAGCCACCCUCCCAGGCUGUCUGCAAAGUCUCCAGUGGAACUGCUCUACCGUAACCAAAUUCUGCACGGCCUGACGAUGGCCAAUGGCAAGGCAGUCUCAGGGUCCCUCCCGCUGGCCGCUCAGGACGGCCUGGGGAGGGGAAGCCCGGAGGUGCCGGCCCUCGACCGCGCUCCCUCCCGGGGGGGCCACUUGCCCUCCCACUUCGUGAAAGGAGCCAUCAUCCAGCUGGCCACCGGGGAGCUGAAGCGGGUGGAGGACCUGCAGACCCAAGACUUUGUGCGCAGUGCCGAGGUGAGCGGGGGCCUGAAGAUCGACUCCAGCACUGUCGUGGACAUCCAGGAGAGCCCGUGGCAGGGCUUCGUCACCCUGCAUUUUGUGGUUGGGGAGCAACAGAGCAAAGUGAGCAUCGAUGUCCCCCCUGAGCACCCCUUUUUUGUGUACGGACAAGGCUGGUCGUCUUGCAGCCCAGAGCGGACGGCUCGGCUCUUUGCACUCCCCUGCCACCGGCUGCAGGUGGGGGACGUUUGUAUCUCCAUCAGUUUACAGAGCCUGAAUGGCAGGCCUGCUCCUCAGGCCAGCCAGGGAGCCCCCCGAGAGAGGCUCGGGAGGGCCAGCCAGGGCUUCCGAGAGCCGCAAGCCAGAGCUGAGGGGGAAGGCCCCGUGCAGAAGGGGGCUGUGUCACUGGGCCCUUCCCCUGAGUCCCCCCGUCUCGAACCCACCUCUCAACACGGCUGGGCUGGCCCCGGCUUCCAAAAGGUGGGGGAGGAGCCUCGGUCGCCCUUGGUCCGCCCCUCCUUCAUUCCCCAGGAGGUCAAGCUGUCCAUUGAGGGUCGUUCAAAUGCAGGGAAGUGAGGCCCAACCAGUGAGUGGACAGCUGGCCGUGCAGAACAGGGCUUCUGCUUUGCUCCUCAGAGGUGCCUGACACCUCCCGUCGCUGUAUGUCUAAAAUCAUUCCACUGGCAAGAGGGCCCCCCCCCGCCCCACCCCUUGCAGGGGCAGCUGGCUGGCUGCAGGGUAGGCUGUAAUGGGAGCAGUUCUUCUGAUGUGGGGAGAGGACCGGGACCCUAGAGUCCCUCUCUUCAGACAAGCACUUUAAUAGGACACCUGCUGAAGGAUAUGGCAGGUGCCUCCCGGCUGGGGGGGAAACAGGAACGGGCACACACACACACAAGGGGGCUGAUGCAGGAGAGGUCUCGCUCGGGCACAAGCCCCGCUUGCUCCUCUGUCUUAGGGAGGUGCAGGCCUGCCCUGGGCAUUGCAGCAGAUCUCCUCCAGCAAGGAGCAGAGGGAGCUGAGACAAGGAGGGCUGGCCUUCUAGCCUGGGCGGCUCCUCCGGGUUCGCACGACUCUCUUGGAUGGGAGGCCCCCUCCCCACACCAGUGCUGUGCCCUCUUGGCUCCGCAGCCUCUCC
Messenger RNA from Gekko japonicus, 2479 nucleotides. RefSeq names its product ataxin 1 like (gene ATXN1L). Gene Ontology annotation, biological process: regulation of DNA-templated transcription; anatomical structure development. The transcript is spliced from 2 exons. Bases 1 to 1920 code for a protein of 639 amino acids. Gene Ontology annotation, cellular component: nucleus. Lineage: Eukaryota; Metazoa; Chordata; Lepidosauria; Squamata; Gekkonidae. Gene Ontology annotation, molecular function: protein binding; RNA binding. The record is from RefSeq and is a predicted model, not a curated record.